AAUUACAGGAACUGUUACACAAGCAUCAGGCUGUGUUUUCUUGUCAUGACGAGGACUAUGGGAAGACGAGCACCAUACAGCAUGUGAUCCCGACAGGAGACGCCGCACCUGUGAGAGGACGCCACAGUCAUGUGCCUCGCCACCUGUACCAGGAAGUGAAAACCCUCAUUCAAGAUGCCAGCAACAGAGGCCUGGGGGCAGUGCUCGCCCAGGUGCAGGGGGGUAAGGAGCGAGUCAUCGCUUUCGCUAGCCGGAGCCUACAUCCAACUGAAAGAAAUGACAAUGCAUUGUCCCGCUUCCCCCCAGAGACAGCAGUCCCAGACCAGAGGGAAGAGCGAGAGGGACUGGAGAUACCAGGCUUCCGGGAGGUUCAGCCGUCAACAGUGACUGCCCUGUGUGUGGGGGUGGGCUGGAGAACCAAGGAGCCUGAUGACCAGGGGACUACAAUGGAACAGGGUACCCCACUCCAGCCUGACAGAACAUGGGCUCAGUGGAAGAGUCUACAAGAAAGUGACCCCACGCUGAGGAGAGUGCUACACUUCCUCCAGAGAGGCCAACACCCUAACAGACUGGAACGACAAGCGGAGUCCAAAGAGGUCCUAGAAAUACUGCGACAAUGGGAUCGGUUGAGGUGCAAAGACGGUGUGCUGUGCCGGACGUUUCAGGACCCCAAGGAAGUGGAUCUACGAACCCAAAUUGUCGCCCCAGCAGCAGGAAAUGGUGGGUGUGAGCGAUUUAAUCGGACACUGUUGGGGCUGUUAGGAACCCUGGGAGAGGAGCGGCGCCGCUGGCAUGAUCAUCUGCAGGAGAUGAUCCAGGUGUACAACAACACAACCCACAGCGCCACAGGGUAUACUCCCUACUAUCUGCUGUUCGGUAGACACGGCUCCCUUCCUCAGGACUGCCUGUUGGGAAUACCAGAUGAGACUGGCUGCGCGUCGGUGGAGGACUGGGUAAAGUGCCAUCAACAGCGUCUGAGGUAUGCCUAUGAGAAAGCAGGGAAGCACACAGACAUUGAGAGAACCAGACAAAAACGACACUAUGACCACAACGCUGAGAACUCUCCCCUAUUGCCAGGCGAGCGGGUGAUGAUGAGAGACAUGAGGGCAAGGGGCCGAGGUAAGCUGGCCGACAAGUGGGAGGUGGUGCCUUAUAUAGUGGAAAAACAAACUAACCCAGAACUGCCAGUCUAUGUGGUCAGACCAGAGCAAGGGCAGGGAGCUGAGAAAGUGCGAGGCCAGAUGGUGAUGUGGCGCGAGGCGGGCAACGACCAGACCACAACCAUCCAGAUGUCAGAGACGGGCAGAGACUCGAGCUUGACCAACCUAGACGAUCCACCAGGGCUAACAUUGGGAUUCCUCCAACCAAAUAUGGAAACCAAUAACUUAUACAUCUAG
Messenger RNA from Clupea harengus (Atlantic herring), 1397 nucleotides. RefSeq lists its product as uncharacterized. NCBI's taxonomy places the organism in Eukaryota, Metazoa, Chordata, Actinopteri, Clupeiformes, Clupeidae. The coding region runs from base 447 to 1397 and encodes 316 amino acids. The record is from RefSeq and is a predicted model, not a curated record. The transcript is spliced from 5 exons.